AUGAGCACUACAGAUAAGCAGAUUUCUGCUCUUGUUGUGGAGUUUUUAAGACAAUGCCUUGAAUCCAACACAAUUCCUAAUGAUAACAAGGACUCAAUAGAAUUUGCAAUUGAAAGCAUAGGUGAGGCAUUCGGAUUAGAUUCCGCAUUCUGUGAACAAGUUAGCGACCUCUUUGAGGGACAAAACCUUCGCAGUCUUAUCUCACUGCCUACGACAAGCUCCUCAAAGGCUGCUGAAGACGGGUCAGUUCCUGUUCAUGUCCACGAAAAUGAGAAUGAGGCUAACAAUAAGGACAAAGCUGAGUCUUUGAAGCUUGAAGGUAAUAGGGCGAUGGCCGCUCGAAAUUUCGAAGAAGCAAUUGAGAAGUAUACUGCGGCGUUGGAUAUGUUUCCUUCAAAUGCUGUGUACUUAUCUAAUCGUGCUGCAGCCUACUCAUCAUUUGGGAAACACGAUUUAGCUUUGAAGGAUGCACAAAGGGCUACCGAAUUUGCGCCUAAUUAUGCCAAAGCAUGGUCCCGUAUGGGAUUGGCGAAAUAUGCGCUAGGAGACAUUGAAGGGUCUAUGAAAGCUUAUGAACGUGGGCUAGAAGUUGAAGGUGACUCACCUUCGGAAGCUAUGAGAAAAGGUUUCGAAACUGCCAAAAAAAAGUACACUGAAACUCUAGCCGCAUCAUUAGGAUCAACAGUCUGUGAGUCAGAAUCCCAAAAUUCUGCUGGUGGGGAAGCUCAGACAUUGCCGGAUAUAACGAAUCUAGCUAGUAUGCUAGGUGGAUCUUCUGAAGGGUCACCCUCUGGCGGCGGUAAUCUUGGAGGUCUUGCUGGACUAAUGAACAAUCCACAAAUAAUGCAAGCUGCACAAAGAAUGAUGCAAGACCCUGAAGCUAUGAAUGGUUUGCUCAACAACCCGCAAAUAAGGCAGGUGGCUCAAAAUUUGGGUCUUGGAGGUGAGGGAGGUUUAGAUGAGCUCAUGAAUAAUCCUAUGCUUCAAAAUUUGGCGAAUCAGUUUAGAACCUCAAAUUAG
Messenger RNA from Ogataea angusta, 1020 nucleotides. RefSeq lists its product as uncharacterized. NCBI's taxonomy places the organism in Eukaryota, Fungi, Ascomycota, Pichiomycetes, Pichiales, Pichiaceae. Gene Ontology annotation, biological process: post-translational protein targeting to endoplasmic reticulum membrane. Gene Ontology annotation, cellular component: membrane; TRC complex. Gene Ontology annotation, molecular function: molecular adaptor activity; protein binding. The transcript has a single exon. The coding region runs from base 1 to 1020 and encodes 339 amino acids. The record is from RefSeq and is a predicted model, not a curated record.